Coregonus sp. 'balchen' is the source of this 9575-nucleotide messenger RNA. Lineage: Eukaryota; Metazoa; Chordata; Actinopteri; Salmoniformes; Salmonidae. The record is from the annotation of a GenBank genome assembly.
CCUGUUCCCAGCCAAUCUCCUUUGUUGGCCUGUUCAUCUCGCUCAACCUUCACCUACCAUCAAACUCAGGAGGGGCACCUUCAACGAGGUACUGGGGACUUUUACCAGCACAGUCAGAAUCUACCAAGACAAACUCAUCACAUCCACCAUGUCCCUACUGUCCGCCUGCAGGUUUGCCCCGAAGGUCUUAAAUUCAACGAAGGUGAGCUCGAUAAAGGAGAUGGGCGCUGCAUUGUCCCGGCCCAUGCCAUAACGUUAGCUAGCUAGUAUGCUAAAACGUUGGCUAGCCCAACCAGUUAGUUAGCCACUUACCAAUCAGAACAUACGUGAAGUUAGCAUUUAGCCAUAGUAGCUAGCUAACUAGUUAAAAUACUUUAGGCCUUAGCUAAGUGAUGUGUAGAUUGCUAAACUGCUAACGCGUUAGAACAAGUUCGCAUUCAGGUAGCCAAAUCCAACUAUGUUGUUAUUAGUUAGCCAGCUAAACUAUGUACCGUAGACUAAACUAUUUUUACACUGCUGCUACUCGCUGUUUAUUAUCUAUGCAUAGUCACUUUACCCCUACCUACAUGUACCUAUUACCUCAAUUACCUCGACUAACCGGUGCCCCCGCACAUUGACUCGGUACCGUUACCCCCUGUAUAUAGCCUCGUUAUUGUUAUUUUAUUGUUGCUCUUUUAUUUGUUACUUUAGUUUAUUUAGUAAAUCUUUUUUCUUAACUGCAUUGUUGGUUAAGGGCUUGUAAGUAAGCAUCUCACGGUAAGGUCUACACCUGUUGUAUUCGGCGCAUGUGACAAAUACAAUUUGAUUUGAUUUGUCAUGGAACUCAAGCUUCAGUCUGUCUUGCAGUGAUUAGGUAGGCUAGGUCAUUGUUGGGGAUACAGGCAAGGUCAUUGUUGGGGAUACAGGCUAGGUCAUUGUUGGGGAUAGAGUCAACCUGGUUUGACUGAUUGCCUCUCUCCUGACACAACCCUUCUUGUGCCUUGCAGAGCGCAGCAUGUCUCUUCAUCGCUUCCAGAAAUGCCACUACAUCAACAGUAAGGACUCUGGCUGGACCUCCUUCAAUAUUCAAUUUGAUUUACACACAUGCUUUUUACCUAGCAGUGCUGUGAUGAGGUCAUUUUGAACUGAGUGGCCCUCAUAAAUGAGUUGUCUUUCUAACUGUGAUUUAUUGUAUUUUUCUCUGUGCUGUUGCAGAACCUGAGAGAUGUGCUCUCGGAUCUCGUCCCUAAAGAACAGAGUAGGAUUAAGAAUUUCAAAACGCAGUAUGGCAAGACCAACAUCGGCUCAAUCACUGUGGAUAUGGUACAUUCAGUUCAACUGUCAUUUGUAAACAUUCUACAUUAUAGGUGUACCCCUUUCAGUGCCAGUUGUAGUGUGAAUAUGGUAGCUGUUGAUGUUAAGUGUGUGUGCCCUUGUCUUUACAGAUCUACGGUGGGAUGAGAGGUAUGAAGGGCCUGGUGUAUGAGACCUCUGUGCUGGAUGCAGAUGAGGUGAGUUGGUCUUUGCAGGGAAAGCCCCUGGACAGAGAAUUGAAUGCGUGCUCAGUAUUGGGUAGGGGGAUAGAUUGGGCAUUUUAGCCGUUUUCAGUUGCUUGUUAGUAUCUUAGAUUGUUUACACUUAGCCUAGAUCAGGGGUAGGCAACUAGAUUCAGCUGUAGGCUGAUUUUUGUCUGAGUGGAUGGUCGGUGGGGCUGGAACAUAAUUAUAAUAAUUUCUACACUACAAAUUGAUGACAACUAAGCCAAAUAAUCAUUUCAUACCUUGAUUACAUUAAAGACACGAUCACAUAAGUAACUUUUUUAUUUUAUUUGUAGGAAUACUUGGGAACAGAUUUCCUAUAUUAAACUAUUUUUUUGCUGAAGUCUUUGCCCUUUAGUGAUUCAUUUCCUGUGGCUGAGCUGAAGAGAAUUGUUUUGAAACAGAAUGAUUUGCACACUUGCUUAGUACUCCCCUGAGGGAGAUGGCAGUCAUUUCAGCAGUCAGCACUACUUGUGGAUAUUGGCUUGAAAGUCAUAAGAUAACACUCAUGUGACAUAGGGCCUAUGGGUUAUGUAAUGUCAAUGUGGGGAGUGGGGUCAAAGGUAUUUGAAUAAUAUAAUAAUAAUAUGCCAUUUAGCAGACGCUUUUAUCGAAAGCGACUUAGUCAUGUGUGCAUAAAUUUUUACGUAUGGGUGGUCCCGGGGAUCGAACCCACUACCCUGGCGUUACAAGCGCCAUGCUCUACCAAUUGAGCUACAGAGGACCACCAAUAAAACAGACAGAGGGAAGUUUUUGGUGGUUGCAGCCCUGUCCCACCCCUUUAUAUGAAUUUAUUAAUACAUGCAAAUGCACCCAGUGUAUAUAUGUUAAUGAGGCACAUACAAUUUUCUUUCUUUUGUCACAAAUCUAUAUAUUUUUAUCUGAUAUAAAAAUAAAAUGAUUUUCAUGAUUUUUCUUAAUCCUGGCAUUAUCAGAAAUAAUUUAGAAGUGUUUAGAAACAUCUUAUCUACUCACUUAUAAAGAAAAUUGCUUCAGUCAUCAUUCAGUUACUAUUGGGCAAAACAAACUGCAAAUGCAUCCAACGAGUUUGUAGAGUCAGAAUCUUGAUGUAGUCAUUGCGUGCAAGGAAUAUUAGACCAAAUACUAAUAUUUGGACUACUUUGAUACAUAAAAGUGCUGUCAUUUCUAAACGGUAAAACAUAUGCAUGAAGAUACCCUCAAAUAAAAGGUGACAUUCUGUACUGUUGCCUCAUGAUGAGUAUAGAGCCCCCCCCCCCCCACAUAAAAAUGCCUAACUUUCCAAAUACAUAUGGAGGGGAGUGUAGAUAUCUAUUCAUGGCAAUGAUUAUGACUAAGUAGCUAUUUAUAUGGGUCUGUUAUUAUUCUUUAUUUUUUAAAGGGAAUUCGUUUCCGUGGCUACAGCAUUCCGGAGUGCCAGCAGCUGUUGCCCAAGGCUCCAGGAGGUGCCGAGCCCCUGCCUGAAGGUCUGUUCUGGCUGCUGGUGACAGGCCAGGUGCCCACAGAGGAACAGGUGAGUGUUAGCUAGGCAACUCAUUAUGGAGAGAGAGUAUGGCACAGCAGCUUAAAUGUUGAUACAACAACCCUUUUCAUAAUGGUACAGAGAACAGAUCACAUGAUGUAUAUAUUCAAUAAAAAAGGUUGACCCAUAUAGCAUAAACCACAACAUAAAGCUUUACAACAGACAAUAGCUCUUGAUCUUUUUAUCUGUGGGAGGAGGUUUUCUUCCAUUUUGGUUUAGUGACGGAUGAUAUUUUGCAUAGAAAACUAUAUUCAGUGGCCCUCUCUGUGAUUGUAGGUUCCCUGUAGCUCAGUUGGUAGAGCAUGGCGCUUGCAACGCCAGAGUUGUGGGUUCGUUUCCCACGGGGGGCCAGUAUGAAAAAUGUAUGCACUCACUAACUGUAAGUCGCUCUGGAUAAGAGCGUCUGCUAAAUGACUAAAAUGUAAUUGUAAGGACUUAAUACAUACGUUUGGUGUGCAUAGCUUGACCAAUUACCCUAUUGCUGAUUCUGUGUAUUGUAUCUGUCCCCAGGUGAACUGGCUGUCCAAGGAGUGGGCCAAGCGUGCAGCUCUUCCCUCCCACGUGGUCACCAUGCUGGAUAACUUCCCCACCAACCUCCACCCUAUGUCUCAGUUCAGCGCCGCCAUCACAGCUCUGAACAGUGAGAGCAGCUUCGCUCGGGCCUACUCUGAGGGAGUCAACAAGGCCAAGUACUGGGAGGUGAGCUCAGGAAACAUACCCUGAAGAAUAUUGAACAGUGCACGCUGUUGUGGGAAAACAUGUUCAGUAGGACAAACCGUUGUGAAAUGUAGCAAAAUGUCUGAACGCGCCCCAGUUAUAAGAAGUCGAGAUGGUGGAAUCUGAACAUGUGUUAAUUGAUCUAUUGAAAGAGUUCCUUUUUUCCGAUUACACUAUUGACAUGAAAAUUAUUCUAUUUUCUCAGUUUGUCUAUGAAGACUCCAUGGAUCUGAUCGCUAAACUGCCUUGCGUUGCGGCCAAGAUUUACCGCAACCUUUACCGCGAGGGCAGCAGCAUUGGCGCAAUUGACUCCAGUCUGGACUGGUCCCACAACUUCACCAACAUGCUGGGCUACAGCGAUACCACGUUCACUGAGCUUAUGCGCCUGUACCUCACCAUCCACAGGUCAGUUUUAUAGAGCGUUCUACUUCAUUCAUAAUCUUUUUUUCUCUUUAUCAUCCAUUACCUUGUUAACUUUAAGAUGUGCAUAUUCAGCUCCUGCUCUGUCAUUGCACAAUGCAGUUAUGUGGCUACAUCACUUAUUUAUUCACUCACUCCCCUUUUCUCCUUCGCUAGUGACCAUGAGGGUGGUAACGUGAGUGCCCACACCAGCCACUUAGUGGGCAGUGCCCUGUCUGACCCCUACCUCUCCUUCAGCGCAGCUAUGAACGGAUUGGCCGGACCCCUUCAUGGACUGGCUAACCAGGUGUGUACGGAUGCUGAUGUCAAAGUUAACAUCCAACCUACUAGUGUGUGUGUGUAUAUGCUGUCAACUGAGUAUACAAAACAUUAGGAACACCUUCCUAAUAUUGAGUUGCACCCCCCUUUGCUCUCAGAACGGCCUCAAUUCGUCGGGGCACGGACUCUACAAGGUGUCGAAAGUGUUCCACAGGGAUAAUAAUAAUAUGCCAUUUAGCAGACGCUUUUAUCCAAAGCGACUUAGUCAUGCGUGCAUACAUUUUUCUUUUUGUGUAUGGGUGGCCCAUGUUGACUCUAAUGCUUCCCACAGUUGUGUCAAGUUGGCUGGAUUCUUGAUGCACACGGAAAACAGUUGAGCGUGAAAAAUCCAGCAGCGUGCAGUUCAUGACACACUCAAACCGGUGCGCCUGGCACGUACUACCAUACCCUGUUCAAAGGCACGUCAAUAUUUUGUCUUGCCCAUUUACCCUCUGAAUGGCACACAUACACAAUUCAUGUCUCAGUUGUCUCAAUGCUUAAAAAUCCUUCUUUAACCUGUCUCCUCUUCAUCUACACUGUUUUGAAGUGGAUUUAACAAGUGACAUCAAUAAGGGAUCAUAGCUUUCACCUGGUCAGUCUAUGUCAUGGAAAGAGCAGGUGUUCCUAAUGUUUUGUACACUCAGUGUGUGUGUAUAUAUGUGUGUAUAUACAAUACCAGUCAAAAGUUUGGACACACCUACUCAUUCAAGAGUUUAUCUUUAUUUUUUACUAUUUUCUACAUUGUAGAAUAGUAGUGAAGACAUCAAAACUAUGAAAUAACACAUGGAAUCAUAUAGUAACCAAAAAAGUGUUAAACAAAUCAAAAUAUAUUUUAUAUUUGAGUUCUUCAAAGUAGCCACCCUUUACCUUAGUGAUAGCUUUGCACAUUCUUGGCAUUCUCUCAACCAGCUUCACCUGGAAUGCUUUUCCAACAGUCUUGAAGUUGUUCCCACAUAUGCUGAACACUUGCUGGCUGCUUUUCCUUCACUCUGCAGUCCAACUCAUCCCAAACCAUCUCAAUUGGGUUGAGGUCGGGGGAUUGUGGAGGCCAGGUCAUCUGAUGCAGCACUCCAUCCCUCUCCUUCUUGGUCAAAAAGCCCUUACACAGCCUGGAGGUGUGUUAGGUCAUUGUCCUCUUGAAAAACAAAUGAUUGGCCCACUAAGCCCAAACCAAAGGCGGGUGUAUUGCUGCAGAAUGCUGUGGUAGCCAUGUUGGUUAAGUGUGCCUUGAAUUCUAAAUAAAUCACUGACAGCGUCACCAGCAAAGCACCAUCAAACCUCCUCUAUGCUUCACGGUGGAAACUACACAUGUGGAGAUCAACCGUUCAUCUACACUGCGUCUCACAAAGACACAGCGGUUGUACCCAAAAAUCUCAAAUUUGGACUCCAGACCAAAGGACACAUUUCCACCGGUCUAUUGUCCAUUGCUUGUGUUUCUUGUCCCAAGCAAGUCUCUUCUUCUUAUCGGUGUCCUUUAGUAGUGGUUUCUUUGCAGCAAUUCGACUUUGAAGGCCUGAUUCAUGCAGUCUCCUCUGAACAGUUGAUGUUGAUACAUGUCUGUUAUUUGAACUCUGUGAAGCACUUAUUUGGGCUGCAAUUUCUGAGGCUGGUAACUCUAAUGAAUGUAUCCUCUGCAGCAGAGGUAACUCUGGGUCUUCCUUUCCUGUGGCGGUCCUCAUGAGAGCCAGUUUCAUCAUAGCACUUGAUGGUUUUUGCGACUGCACUUGAAGAAACGUUCAAAGUUAUUCACAUUUUCUGGAUUGACUGACAUUCAUGUCUUAAAGUAAUGAUGGACUGUCGUUUCUCUUUCCUUAUUUGAACUGUUCUUGCCAUAAUAUGGACUUGGUCUUUUACCAAAUAGGGCUAUGUUCGGUAUACCCCCCCUACCUUGUCACAACACAACUUAUUGGCUCAAACGCAUUAAGAAGGAAAGAAAUUCCACAAAUUAACUUUUAAGAAGGCACACCUGUUAAUUGAAAUGCGUUCCAGGUGACUACCUCAUGAAGCUGGUUGAGAGAAUGCCAAGAGUGUGCAAAGCUGUCAAGGCAAAGGGUGGCUAUUUGAAGAAUCUCAAAUAUAAAAUAUGUUUUGGAUUUGUUUAACACUUUUUUGGUUACUACAUGAUUCCAUAUGUGUUAUUUCAUAGUUUUGAUGUCUUCACUAUUAUUCUACAAUGUAGAAAAUAGUAAAAAUAAAAACCCUGGAAUGAGUAGGUGUGUCCAAACUUUUGACUGGUACUGUACAUACAUACACAAUGCAUUCGGAAAGUAUUCAUUUUGUUACGUUCCAGCCUUAUUCUAAAAUUGAUUAAAUAGUUUCCCCCCCUCAAUCUACACACAAUACCCCAUAAUGACAAAGAAAAAACAGGUUUUUAAAAAGGAAAAAAUAAAAGGCAAUAUCACAUUUACAUAAGUAUUCAGACCCUUUACUCAGUACUUUGUUGAAGCACCUUUUGGUAGUGAUUACAGCCUCAAGUCUUCUUGGGUAUGUCGCUACAAGCUUGGCACAACUGUAUUUGGGGAGUUUCUCCCAAUCUUCUCUGCAGAUCCUCUCAAGCUCUGUCAGGUUGGAUGGGGAGUGUCGCUGCACAGCAAUUGUCAGGUCUUUCCAGAGAUGUUCGAUCGGGUUCAAGUCCGGGCUCUGGCUGGGCCACUCAAGGACAUUCAGAGACUUGUCUCGAAGCCUGUGUUGUCUUGGCUCUGUGCUUAGGGUUGUUGUCCUUUUGGAAGGUGAACCUUCGCCCCAGUCUGAGGUCCUGAGUGCUCUGGAGAAGGUUUUCAUCAAGGAUCUCUCUGUUAAUCUUUCCCUCGAUCCUGACUAGUCUCUCAGUCCCUGCCACUGAACAACAUCCCCACAGCAUGAUGCUGCCCCCACCAUGCUUCACCGUAGAAAUUGUGCCAAGUUUCCUCCAGACGUGACGCUUGGCAUUCAGGCCAAAGAGUUCAAUCUUGGUUUCAUCAGACCAGAGAAUGUUGUUUCUCAUGGUCAGAGUUCUUUAGGUGCCUUUUGGCAAACUCCAAGCGGGCUGUCAUAUGCCUUUUACUGAGGAGUGGCUUCCGUUUGGCCACUCUACCAUAAAGGCCUGAUUGGUGGAGUGCUGCAGAGAUGGUUGUCCUUCUGGGAGGUUCUCCCAUCUCCACAGAGGAACUCUGGAGCUCUGUCAUAGUGACCAUCGGGUUCUUGGUCCCCUCCCUGACCAAGGCCCUUCUCCCCCGAUUGCUCAGUUUGGCCGGGCGGCCAGCUCUAGGAAGGGUCUUGGUGGUUCCACACAUCUUCCAUUUAAGACUGAUGGAGGCCACUGUGUUCUUGGGGACCUUCAAUGUUGCAGACAUUUUUUGGUAUCCUUCCCAGAUCUGUGCCUCGACACAAUCCUGUCUCGGAGCUCUAUGGACAAUCCUUCGACCUCAUGGCUUGGUUUUUGCUCUGACCUGCACUGUCAACUGUGGGACCUUUUAUAUAGACAGGGGUGUGCCUUUCCAAAUCAUGUCCAAUCAAUUGAAUUUACCACAGGUGGACUCCAAUCAAGUUGUAAAAACAUCUCAAGGAUGAUCAAUGGAAACAGGAUGUACCUGAGCUCAAUUUUGAGUCUCAAAGCAAAGGGUAUGAAUACUUAUGUAAAUAAGGUAUCUUUUUAUUUUUAUUUUUUAUACAUUUGCAAAAAAUUCUAAAAACAUGUUUUCACUUUGUCAUUAUGAGGUAUUGUGUGUAGAUUGAGGAAAAUGUUUUAUUUAAUCCAUUUUAGAGUAAGGCUGUAAUGUAACAAAAUUAGGAAAAAGUCAAGGGUGCUGAAUACUUUCCGAAUGCACUGUGUAUAUACAUAAUGUGCUAUUUAGCAGACACUUUUAUCCAAAGCUAUGAUUAUGUAAUGUUUUCAUUCAAAGCAAUGCUAUCGGAGUUGCUUAAAAAUACCAAAUUUUCUGUUAUUGUGAUUAUUAACAACUUCAGUAGUGAGAAUGAGAGCAGUGAUUUGUCUAGGUUGGAGUGAUCCCCUACAUUACCUCUGACUGUGCCCCUUGUAGGAGGUGCUGGUGUGGCUGACGGCCCUGCAGAAGGAGAUGGGAGGAGAGGUGUCUGACGAGGCCAUGCGAGACUACAUCUGGAACACCCUCAAGUCUGGAAGGGUAAGUGGUCUAGACUGGAGGUCAUGCCAAGUUGGGUCAAUGAAAGGAAACCCAAAGGAAAUGUUUCCAUCUACCUAAAAGUGGAGUGAACAGGUGCACAAAGUAAAGGAUGCAUUUAUGUCUUCAUUUGAGGAAUAAGCUGCAAGGGGAAUGAUAUGUAACUUCUAAGAUAUUCAACCUAACUUUUUGACCUUCUGUUUGUGUUCUCUUAGGUGGUUCCAGGCUACGGCCACGCCGUCCUGAGGAAGACAGACCCCAGGUACACCUGCCAGCAGGAGUUUGCCUUCAAGCACCUGUCCCGAUGACCCCAUGUUCAAACUGGUGCACCAACUCUACAAGAUCGUGCCCAACGUGCUGCUGGAGCAGGGCAAGGCCAAGAACCCCUGGCCCAACGUGGACGCCCACAGUGGAGUGCUGCUACAGGUGAGUGGUGGGGCGGGGGUACAGGAGGAUGGAGCCAACUAUUGCGGUACACUUUCAACUGAUCGGGAGAGACACUGUGUAAAGGUUACAAGAAAGGCCUCCACCAUCUCUUCAAGGGAUGAAGGAACAUCUAAAAAGUCUAAUUUCAGCAUCUUUUCAUAGUUUGUUCCAUCCUAGUGAACUGUCAGAGACAUAUAAAAAAAAAAGUAUAGCCACUCUCCUACUCUACUUUAGCUGUCCUUUAUCUUUCUGCAAAGCCCUUAUAUAUAUCACAUACAAUUGGGAGCACUAUAAUGAAAUACCUUCCCCUGUGCUGUGAAAUUAACCCUCCAUCCCCUCCCUCUCUCCUGUCUUAACAGUACUAUGGGAUGACAGAGAUGAACUACUACACGGUGCUGUUCGGCGUGUCCCGAGCCCUGGGGGUGCUGGCCCAGCUGAUCUGGAGCCGAGCCCUGGGCUUCCCCCUGGAGCGCCCCAAAUCCAUGAGCACGGACGGACUCAUGAACCUGGUGGGGGCCAACAAGUCCGGGUAAAAAUGAAGUAUCAAAGGAAGAGGGAAGGAGGAGGGCAAAGAAUAAC